CAAAUAUGGCGGCCACCAGGGGGUGUUUAUCGGGAAAAGUUUAUUUAUCUUUUUCGGCCGCAAUUUUGUAAAGUGUUUGUGUUUGCCAGCAUGUACGAGCAUCCUAAUCCGGCUGGUGAAUUAGUUUUGUAAACGAAAAUGCCGUUUUUUAAAAGAAAAUCGGCAAACGAUAAACAAAAGGGGCCUGCACAACCCAGCCCAGACCUCGGAGGCAGGAAAUCCGUCAAGAGGACACCGUCCAAUAGAAGUGGAACAUCUUUAGGAAAAAAUGACCGUUUUAAUGGAGAUGUUGGUAUGGUUGCAGGAAAUCAAUCGACUGGUCAUAAAAAUCGACCUGCCAAACUACUUCUGUCUCCCGAGGAUCUGCAAGAUACAGAAGACUUGGGAGAUUGUGGUACCUCCUUACAUUCAAGGAUGCCAAAUUCCUCACGGUUAUCCAAUACAUUGUCUGAAAUCUUGAACGACAAAGAUGCCCUAGGCUUAUUAAUCAAAUACAUGGAUGCAAUAAAAUCGGCCCAACAUAUACGAUUCUGGUUGGAUUCCAGGCAUCAACAUGGAGUAGGCUACGGACUCAUUCGUUAAAUUCUGCA
Molecule: messenger RNA, 590 nt
Organism: Mizuhopecten yessoensis (Yesso scallop)
Lineage: Eukaryota; Metazoa; Mollusca; Bivalvia; Pectinida; Pectinidae
Exons: 4
Coding region: 139-582 (147 amino acids)
Source: RefSeq, a predicted model, not a curated record